GCUGUUUGUCCAUCCGUCGCUCCAACAAUGCAGCUUUUAAUGGUGCUGUGAGCGGUGCGAACUGAAAACGCAGCAGCAGCAUCGCAAGCUUGUUCGGAGACUGUAGUCGGAGCAAAAUCCUACACAACGAGACUUUUACGUUUUGACAAACCAACCGGAAGACUGUGCCUGAUUUUGUGGACACCCUGGACUCCUGUGCUGGGGUUCCUGUUUCAAGGAAGAAGAUUUCAGAAACCUCAUUUCUAGAGGGUUUCCUGAUGAGGUUCCACAAAAUGAGCACAUCUUCGAUAGAGACAACCGACCCACCCAACAAACUCACUGACCUGUGAGCAGCCAUGCAAUCCCUGCAUCACCUAUCGAGAGGUAACCCCUCUCUGGAUGUUGGACUGUUUUCUGACAUAGAUUAGAAAUAGGUGAACUUAACAACCGACAUGGCAUCAGACUGCGAGGGCUAUGACACAGCAGAGUUUGUAUUAAAUUCAGAUGAGGCUACACCUCUAGCUGAGAUCCACAGGACUCUUUAAGAGGAGGAAAACAGCCUCAGAUGACCUUUACAGAAGGACGCAGCUACAGCCCAGCCUUGAUGAUUUAGUAUCCAUCCAGCUGCCUUGCUGACAAGGUCGUACCAUGGCUGCUGCUGAUCCCCAUAGCAACUGUUCCCUGGUGGGACGAGGAGCCGACUGAGAGAUUCAACAAUGCAGCGUAACGGUGGUGGGGUCGGCGUCGGUGGCCAGCCAUGGGUGUUGCGGCGCGUGCGUCUCACGUGGCUCAGCUUCAUGCUCUUCUUCAUCCUGGUCUUCUUCCCACUCAUCGCUCAUUACUACCUCACUACAAUAGACGAAGCCGGGGGUCCUGACAAGCGCAUCUUCGGUCCGCGGCCCGGGGGUGAACUGUGCGAGGCCAAGCAUGUGCAGGACCUGUGCCGGAUCCGGGAGUCGGUCAGCGAGGAGCUGCUUCAGCUCGAAGCCAAGAGGCAAGAGCUCAACGGUGAAAUUGCCCGACUCAACCUGCGCAUAGAGGCCUGCAAGCGCAGCAUCGACAGCGCCAAGCAGGAUCUGCUGCAGCUUAAGAAUGUUAUCAGCCAGACAGAGCAUUCCUAUAAAGAACUGAUGGCACAGAACCAGCCCAAGCUAUCGCUGCCAGUCAGGUUGCUGCCAGACAAGGAGGACCCAGGACUGCCACCACCAAAGUCUGCACGCUCCUGCCGCCUUCGCUCCUGCUUCGACUAUGCGCGCUGCCCUCUUACAUCUGGAUUUCCCGUGUAUGUGUAUGAAACAAGUUCCUAUCCAUGGGGGGACUAUCUCGACCCCUUGGUAAAGCAGGCUUUUGCAGCAUCAGUUAAGAGCAACAUUUAUGUGACUGAUAACCCCAGCAUUGCCUGUCUGUAUUUGGUGCUGGUAGGGGAGCUACAGGAAUCUUCCUCUUCUCCUCUGCCACCUCCUUCAGAGCUGGAGAAACAACUAAAAGCUCUACCUUACUGGAGAUCAGAUGGACACAAUCAUGUACUGGUGCAUCUCUCGAGAAAGUCCCUGACACAGAACUUCCUGUAUAAUGUGAGCACAGGACGAGCAGCAGUUGCUCAGUCCACCUUUCUGGAGCAGCAAUACCGUGAGGGCUUUGACUUGGUGGUCUCCCCACUGGUUCAUGCACUCUCAGAGCCAAACUUUUUAGAAGUGCCACCUCAAGUUCCUGUGAAAAGGAAAUACCUCUUCACCUUCCAGGGAGAGAAGGUGGAGUCACUGAGAAGCAGCUUACAAGAGUCACCGCCUCAGUCUUUCGAGGAGGAAAUGGAAGGAGAUCCACCUGCUGACUAUGAUGACCGUAUUAUCGGCACCUUGAAGGCAGUGCAGGACAGCCACUUGGAUCAGGUGUUGGUGGAGUUCACCUGCAAAAACCCACGGCCAAGUUUGCCGACUGAGUGGGCUCUUUGUGGAGAGAGGGAGGAUCGGCUGGAGGUGCUCAAGGCUUCAACUUUUGCCUUGGUGAUUGCUCCAGGAGACGGACAGGUGGUGGCAUCAGCAGGCUGUGGGAUGAGACUCUUUGAAGCACUGGAGGUAGGGACAAUCCCAGUUGUGUUAGGGGACCACUCCAGACUACCUUACCACCAGUUUAUUCGAUGGAGUGAAGCUGCCAUCAUAGUCCCCAAGCCUCGUGUCACAGAGUUACACUUCCUGUUGCGCAGCCUAUCAGACAAUGACAUGUUAGCUAUGAGGCGGCAGGGCCGCUUUCUUUGGGAGACUUACUUCUCCACCUCAGAAAAUGUCCUUAACACCCUCUUAGCCAGCAUCAGAACCAGCAUCCAGGUUCCUGCUGCCCCCAUAAAAGAAGAGCCUGCUCAAGAGAUUCCUCACAAGGCAGGGAAGCUGGCAGGGACUGAUGCCAACCUGGCAGACAAUGGUGAUCUGGAUUUGGGUCCUGUUGAGACGGAGCCCCCUUACGCUUCUCCACGCUUUCUCCGCAACUUCACAUACACUGCGGCAGACACCUAUAGAGCAUGGAACAGGGCGCCUGGACCUUUCCAUUUGUUUCCUCACACUCCUCUGGACCCCGUGUUGCCCUCUGAGGCCAAAUUCCUUGGCUCAGGCACUGGUUUCAGGCCUAUUGGUGGAGGUACUGGGGGCUCAGGGAAGGAGUUUCAGGCAGCUCUGGGAGGGAACGUGCCGAGAGAACAAUUCACUGUGGUCAUGUUAACGUAUGAACGGGAGGAGGUGCUGAUGAACUCUCUGGAGAGGUUGAAUGGACUGCCAUAUCUCAACAAGGUGGUGGUGGUGUGGAACUCACCCAAGCCUCCUUCAGAUGACCUGCUGUGGCCGGACAUCGGCCUGCCAAUCGUGGUUGUCCGAACAGAAAAGAACAGUCUCAACAACCGCUUUCUGCCGUGGGACGCCAUAGAAACAGAGGCCAUACUGUCGAUAGAUGACGAUGCACAUCUCCGCCAUGAUGAGAUCAUGUUCGGGUUCAGAGUUUGGCGUGAGGCCAGAGAUCGCAUCGUGGGAUUUCCUGGGAGGUAUCACGCGUGGGAUGUCAACCAUCAGUCUUGGUUGUACAACUCCAACUACUCCUGUGAGCUCUCCAUGGUCCUGACGGGAGCUGCUUUCUUCCAUAAGUACUAUGCCUACCUGUACUCCUACGUGAUGCCCCAGGCCAUCAGGGACAUGGUGGACGAGUACAUAAACUGCGAGGACAUCGCCAUGAACUUCCUGGUCUCUCACAUCACACGCAAACCUCCCAUUAAGGUGACAUCCCGUUGGACUUUCCGCUGCCCUGGCUGCCCUCAGGCCCUCUCACACGAUGACUCUCAUUUCCACGAGCGCCACAAGUGCAUCAACUUCUUCGUCAAGGUGUACGGCUACAUGCCGCUGCUGUACACUCAGUUUCGUGUGGACUCUGUGCUUUUUAAGACUCGCCUACCCCACGACAAGACCAAGUGCUUCAAGUUCAUCUAGCAUCGUGCUGAGCAGCUCAGCAAAGAGCCCAAAGCAGGGUGGAGCGAAGAACUGGAGUUAUCUAAACGAACAGCAGCUCCUGCAGCGAGCGGAGAUGAAGAUGAAUGGCUGGACUGUCAGGUUAAAAGCACAGGAGUAAAGUUUUUAGGUUGAGAUUUUGCCUUGGAGGGGGAAAAAAAUGACAGGUAACUUUAAAAGCUGUUGGCAUGUGGUCUAAUCCACAACUCUGAAAAUUUUAAGAGUGGAAGCUGAAAGGAACCACUGCCAACAAAAUAAGCCUUUUCAGUGGAUGUCACUCCUCCUUUUUCGUGUUCUUCAAUCAUGCUCUUCAUCAACCACUACAGAUGUCAUUUGCACCUCUUGAUGCCCUGCUGAGGAAAGAGGGCACUUGUACACAGUGUACAGAAAGUCUAAUUGAACCCUACCUGACAAUGGAGAUAUCAGUUACUGAAUCACUGACAGACUGAUGGAAGGCUGCGAUCACGGCGGCCUGUUGACAGGUUCAGUGGGAGAGCUAAAGUGGCAAAGGCACAUGGCUGCCACCCCGCUUAGUUUUUUUUUUCUUUCAUUUUACAGUUUCAAACUGUACUUCUUGUACUUGAGAGAAGCACUGAUGGUCAGAAGUAUUUUAUUGAACUGUUUCUUUUUUAAAUAAUGUUAAAUGUGUAAAAAUCUCUUAUGUGAGACAAACAUUUUUCAGACUCUCUGCCUAUGGGAGAUCAGCAGCAGACUUUAUAGUCUGAGGAACAAACAGGACCUCAACUCAAACUUGUUCAGUAGUGUUUAGUAUUCAAGAAGGAAUUCACUUCAGCGGUCACCAUAAUGCCUCGAAUUUAUCAUGAAAACCAGCCACCGUUUUGUCAUCUAGUUACGCUUACAGAAACUGCACUCAUUGACGAGUGUAAAAAAUUGAAAUUUUUUAUGCUACAGGAUGCUAACUUAUCUUUGUAAAAAAAAAACUGAUCUGAGGUUGAAAUAGUUACAUUUAGAUGUAAAAAUGAUUAACCAAUCAAAGGUUGCAAUGUCCCUUAAUCACAUGCAGCAAAGUCAAGAACAACAGCUGCCAAAAUCAACAAAAAGUAGCUCUGGAUGUCUGAUUAAUGUUGUGAUUAUAAAGAAAAAUCUAGUUUAACGUGCUAUUAGAGUUAUGGUUAAAAGAAGGUUAGAUUUAAAGGGAAACGUUUGACAUUUUGAGAAGAGCUUGUGGACAAUACAUUAUAAUCUGUCAACUCUGAAUUAAAGCCAGACACACAUAAGUUAAGCUUAGCCUUGCUGAGUUUAUUUAGCAUUAAGACGGCGGAGAACCAUUCAGCCUGGCUCUGACUAAAGGUUACCAAAUCGGCCUACCAGCAAAUCAAUCUUGCACAUCAACACAUUUGUGCUUGAUGUCUCCAAUUAAAAAGAUGAGCGAAAAGGAGUUUUUCUGCUCAGCUUAGCUAAGCUUUGCUAAUGGUUGCAGGCUGUCAUGGUUGCAGAUUUGAGAGCACAAACAAUCUCAGAGAAAAUGAGCAUCUUUCCCAAUGUUUUUAAACUUCUCCUCAACAAAUUGCCAAUCCUGGCUUUGCAAUACAAGUGUUACACAUGUCCUGCCAUGUUCAUUUUCAACUCCAGUGUAGAACCUUCCAAGCUAAGACAGAAACGUCACUUUACGAUGUCGCCAUGUUGGUUUCACUUUGUUGUUUUUUUUAAAACUGUUGCUUGAUGAAUGUUUUCUUUGCCAAAUAGGUACGAUUUCUGCUGCUUUACAGUUUAAUUUGCAGAGUGCAAAGUGUGAAUGAAUGCUAAAGGGGUAGGGGGGGCAGUCUGGUUCACCGUUAUCCACUCUGCAUGGUACGUUACCAAGAGUCAAUCCAUCAUGUAUUAUAAAUCCAAAGUCUUUCAUUUGUCUUUGUCAGACUUAAUCUGAAAUCUGAAUAAAAAGAUUAACCCAUAAGAAUCCCUCAUAAAAAACAUUAAGGAAUUAGGUUCUAUGCGUGAGGAUGCUUUUAUGAAACAAAACUUCAAGUCAGUGGUUCCUGUAUAUUUAUUGAAUAUAAUAUCAAAAAAGGUUUUUUUUAAACUGAUGAUGACAUAAUUAAUAAAAUGACAAGAUGCUGAAGUUUAUUAUUCCUAAUCAUUUCUAAUAGGUCCCAGGUUGAUUAAGCUGUCAGCUCAUUUCAUUGCCAAGGAAAACUAGCUUGUGCUACUGAAUACAUGAGGAGGGGAACUUGCCUGACCUGAGAGCAGCCAAUCAGGUUCUUAUACUGAACUGAAACAGAAGACAGAAUGAGCUUCCACAUAAGUUAGUGGAUGCACAGUUUAGUGUUUUAAAGCCAAAUCUUUACCUGCUACAGGUGGAUGUUGUUGACUCAAGCCUCUCCAGUACAAUACACAAAUAAUUGACACAGCAUGUUUGGCUUUAAUUCCUUAUUACACUGGUCUUAAAUUUCAGUGCAGUUCAACAAAGCUAAAUUUGCACUUUUGUUUCUCCAAACUUGAAAAACUGGCUCAACUCCAAACCCCAUCAUGACAUCUGAACACUUUUAUUGGACCCCCAGGGACCUUAUAAUUACCUGACUGGCUCUAAACUGGUCCUCAGGGUGUAGAUGGGGUCGACUGUAUUUUUUUGAAGCUCUAACCUAUUAUUUCUCCAGUCCUGGGUUUCCCCCCUUCAAGGAUCUGUUCCACAGCUGGUUUUCCAUGGCCUGGAGCAGGAUUUCCCUGGAAGGCUGCUGUCAGUCACUCUUGUUAGGUGUAAGGAGCGGUAAAAGUAUGUGCCCCUGGGUCUGGGCGAGACUCCAGCCACUUGGAAGGGCUCCCUGCACUGUACCAGACUGAUGACAGCAUGAAACCUACCAUGAAGGGUAGAUACAUGGAAAUAAAAACUAUCCACAUUGUU
Messenger RNA from Notolabrus celidotus (New Zealand spotty), 6324 nucleotides. RefSeq names its product exostosin-like glycosyltransferase 3 (gene extl3). The transcript is spliced from 6 exons. Lineage: Eukaryota; Metazoa; Chordata; Actinopteri; Labriformes; Labridae. Bases 696 to 3446 code for a protein of 916 amino acids. The record is from RefSeq and is a predicted model, not a curated record. Gene Ontology annotation, cellular component: membrane. Gene Ontology annotation, molecular function: glycosyltransferase activity.